ACUUAAGAAGCAGACUGCCUGCAAACUGGAAACAUUGUAAGAACUAUUCAGGUUGUUUCUGGAGUAGUCUGUUCCCUAUUAAGAUACCAAGAUGAGUUGCUUCACUUUUUUGAAGGUCAUGAUGGUCUUGUUUAACUUGACCAUAGUGAUUGGUGGAGGAGUAUUGCUGGGCAUUGGAAUCUGGGUCUCUGUUGACAGUGGCUCCUUCCUGAACAUAUUUGGCCCUUUGUCCACCAGCGUCAUGCAGUUUGUCAAUGUGGGCUACCUUCUCAUUGCCAUCGGAGCUGUCCUGUUUGUGUUGGGCUUCCUGGGAUGCUGUGGAGCUCAAAAAGAGAGCAAGUGCCUUCUGAUCAUGUUCUUCUCAAUUGUCCUGAUCAUUUUCAUCAUUGAAGUUGCUGCUGCUGUGGUGGCCUUGGUCUACACAUCACUUGCAGAGAUUAUUUUGCAAGGAACUGUGGUACAGCUACUGAAAACUCAGUAUAACAAGACUUCUGAUGUUACUACUGUAUGGGAUACCACAAUGAAGGAUCUGAAAUGCUGCGGUCUAUCAAAUUACACAGAUUUCAAUGAUUCCUAUUACAUGACCCAUCAUUCAGGCAUGUAUCCACCAUUCUGCUGCAACAGCAGUGAUCCCUGCAGUGCAACUGUUGCUGAAAAAAGCAAUGUACCGGGCUGCUUUCCUCAAUUACUGUCUGAAAUACGGAGGAACGCCGGUGUAGUGGGUGGAGUAGCUGCUGGGAUUUGUGCAUUGGAGAUUGCAGCCAUGGUUGUGGCGAUGUACCUCUACUGCCGUCUGGAUGAGAAAUGACUGGGCUAGAAAACGUGGAGGGUUGCCUAACUGGGAGGCGAGGGCCUGGGGCACAUAGUGACCUUUUCUUAACCUGUGUCCACAACAAAUCAAACAUUUCUUUGGGCUGAAGUGUGUCCAGUGAUUAACUUUUUGACUCUACUGAGCUGGAAUCUGUAGUGUGUACAUAAAGUGGUUCGAUAGAAAAUUUUUGUAAUAUGAGGGGCUCUUGUGUUGAAAGUCAAAAAUAACUGACUCAAAUGACUGGGGGAAAACUGGCAAUAUUUCUGCUGUCUAAAAGAUAAAAAAGAGUGGUCUCUGCCAUUUUAAAGUUUGGAGUUUCUCCUGCUGGCUAUGAUACCUGCCAUCCUCAGAGGUAAUGUGAAAUCUCUCCAUUAAACUGAACAGUCCAGAAAGUUGCAAACAGCUUUAAAAGGCUUUAGCUCCUUUUUAAUGCAAAUAAUAGAUAUAAAAAGGGGGAUCAACAGCUCCCUACCUUUAAUACCAGCACAGUGCAGGAGACCAGCAAGGAUAUAGUUCACUAUUGGUAGAAAAGAUGCAUGGCUUUGAAGAGUGGUGGUGUAGCAGAUUAUUAGCCGUUCUCUGCAAUUCAAUGCAUAGAGGACCUUUCAUGCUCUUCUGCUCGUCACCCUCCCAUUGGCAUGCUCUGUGGGACUUGCCAAAGCCUUUAUGGGUGUCUGGUUGAGCUGGCUCUGUCUGAAUGAAACCCACCCUGUAAUGAAUUCUAUUGUACAUUGGCAUAGCUGUUUAUUAUAAUUAUUUUUUUUACUCUUUGUGGAUAUCAUUUAACUUAAAAUCUAUAAAACGGCAUUGUUUGCACACAGGCUGUUGCAAUAAAAUCUACUUUUUAAUGAAGUCUUAUAGAACAAGAAUGACUUGCGGUACAGUAGAAAGUGAAAAAUAUUAUUUAGAACAUGAGUAGAAACCUAGCUAGAAUCACUAUGUUCCCUCCUUAUUGUAGAAUAUUUUGGAAGAUCUGUAUCAAGGAAAAAAUGGGAAGUGCCAGG
Messenger RNA from Pogona vitticeps (central bearded dragon), 1815 nucleotides. It is a transcript of the gene TSPAN1, whose product is annotated as tetraspanin 1. The record is from RefSeq and is a predicted model, not a curated record. Gene Ontology annotation, cellular component: plasma membrane. NCBI's taxonomy places the organism in Eukaryota, Metazoa, Chordata, Lepidosauria, Squamata, Agamidae.